UACAACACUGUAAUUUUACGGUUCGUACUGUCAAAUAUUUUUAUUUUCCAAAUCUUUGAAAAUCAGUUUAAUUGAAUGGAGAGAUUAAGUUCAAAACAAUGUCGAAUAUGAAAAAGGACAUUGAUUGCUUGCCAUGUCGUUUAGUAAGCGGAUUUGGUAUAAUAGGUAUUGGCACUUAUUUAUAUACACAAGCCAAUAAGCGUAAAGGAUUUCAUAAAAAUAUAAUGGUUGUUAUCUCUGCUGGCAAGUGCUGUUGGGUUAGGAGUAGCACGUCUUUUAAAUAUGCCGUUUCUUAAAGCUAAUAAAUAAUAGACAG
This is a messenger RNA of Teleopsis dalmanni, 316 nucleotides long. RefSeq lists its product as uncharacterized. NCBI's taxonomy places the organism in Eukaryota, Metazoa, Arthropoda, Insecta, Diptera, Diopsidae. The record is from RefSeq and is a predicted model, not a curated record. The transcript is spliced from 2 exons. Bases 99 to 296 code for a protein of 65 amino acids.